AUGUCUUUUAAGGAACCGAACACAAAGGUAGAGUCCAGUCUCGAUAAUGAGGCUGCCUCCACGAGCAGUGCGGCGAGUCUCGAGGAGUUUUUAAAGUUAGAGCUUGCGGAUCAGGAGGGGGCUAGGAUCCGGUACAGAACGUGCUCGUGGGAGAAGACAGCGGCCCUGCUGUUCUCAGAGUAUGUUUGUCUUGCAGUGAUGAGCUUUCCCUGGUCGUUUUCUGUGCUCGGAGUGGUGCCAGGAAUUCUGUGCACGGUGUUUGUGUCGUUGUGCGUGCUGUACACCUCGCUUACGCUAUGGCGAUUCUGCUUGAAGCACCCACAGGUCCAGGAUAUCUGCGACAUAGGACAGCACCUGCUGUGGGGCCACCGUUGGGCCUGGUGGUUUACGGCGGUGUGUUUUAUUCUGAACAACACCUUCAUUCAGGGGCUGCACGUGCUGACGGGGGCCAAGUACUUAAACACGAUAACCAACCACGCAGUGUGCACUGUGGAUUUCUGUGUGGUUGCGGCGGUGAUCUGCUUUGUGUUCUCCCUACCACGGACAUUUUCUGGGCUGUCGUUCAUGGGCUGGUUUUCGGCAGCAACCAUGUUUGUGGCUAUCGUGCUGAGCAUGGUUUUUGCCGGUGUCCAGGAUCACCCUGGCGGCUGGGAUGGGACCACCGGCGUGACGUGGCGGCUGUGGCCAGCUCCAGGAACGACAUACGUCCAGGGAAUGAACGCUGUGCUGAAUAUUGUGUACACAUUCGUGGGACAAAUCACGUAUCCGUCGUUUAUUGCAGAGAUGAAGAAUCCAAGAGAUUUCAACAAAGCGGUCUACGCAGUCACGAUCGCAGAGAUUGUGCUAUACGUGCUAACAGGCACGAUCGUGUACGUUUACGUGGGUGACGCAUACAUCACGGCGCCGGCAUUUGGAUCGCUGGCCCCAGUGUACAAGAAAAUUGCUUUUUCGUUUGCAGUGCCGACGCUUAUCUUCCUGGGUCUGCUGUAUGCCAGCGUCUCUGCGCGGUUUGUGUUUUUCCGUAUUUAUGACAAGCACAGCCAGCACAGGCGUGACCACACAGUGGUAGGAUGGGCAGUGUGGACGGGGCUGUUGGCGGCAACGUGGGUGGUUGCGUUUGUGAUUGCGGAGGUGAUUCCAUUCUUCAGCGAUUUGCUCUCUUUGAUGAGCUCUCUAUUUGACUGCUGGUUUGGUUUUGUCUACUGGGGACUCGCAUAUUUCCAUGUUCGGGAUGUGCGUGGCGGCCUGUGGGACAAGGUCCAAGUCGUGCUCAAUGUCGGGCUGAUUGUGCUCGGGUUCUACAUUUUGGGUCCUGGUGUGUACGCUGUGGUCCAGAGUAUCAUUGACUCGUACCGUGCAGGCGAAGUCGGUGGUGUGUUCGGCUGUGCAGAUAAUGGCCUGUAG
Molecule: messenger RNA, 1404 nt
Organism: Ogataea parapolymorpha DL-1
Lineage: Eukaryota; Fungi; Ascomycota; Pichiomycetes; Pichiales; Pichiaceae
Product: N amino acid transport system protein
Exons: 1
Coding region: 1-1404 (467 amino acids)
Biological process (GO): amino acid transmembrane transport
Cellular component (GO): vacuolar membrane
Molecular function (GO): amino acid transmembrane transporter activity
Source: RefSeq, a predicted model, not a curated record